Gastrolobium bilobum is the source of this 485-nucleotide messenger RNA. RefSeq lists its product as uncharacterized. Bases 44 to 403 code for a protein of 119 amino acids. The record is from RefSeq and is a predicted model, not a curated record. NCBI's taxonomy places the organism in Eukaryota, Viridiplantae, Streptophyta, Magnoliopsida, Fabales, Fabaceae. The transcript has a single exon.
ACCAUUUUAUGCUACCUAGGUUCUCUUCUCUGUUCCAUACACCAUGAACCUUGAAAAUUGCCACUGUCUAAGCUCCAGAAACAACAACAGUUGGCCAAGUUAUCAGAGAAUUCACUACGACCCCAUUGUGUGUGUCAACGAAUUUGUUAUCAGGUUGAAGAUGGGAAGCUGGAAAACGUUGUGGAGGAAGAUCAAGAAGGAAAAGAGAAGAUUUUUUAGAUCUUCACCUGUUGUUCAUCUCCAAUAUGAUCCUUGGUCCUACUUACAGAACUUUGAUGAUGGCUAUUCCACCGACCCUGAUAAUGUUUCUCGGUCAUUCUCAGCUCGAUUUGCAGCACCCUCCAAGAUUUUUGAGAAGAAUGAAGAGAUGGAUGAUGGAGAAUCAGAGAUAAAUGAUAACUGAUAAGAGCAACAUGUUGUAAUUUUUGAGUUCCUUAGGACGAAUUAUGAUGUAGUUGUACAAAGAAUUAGUCAUCUUGUUAAUC